CAAAAGGAAAAUCUGAGAAAUGCUGCGGAUGUCUAGGACGUCCCUCCAGGGUCUGAGCCCGAGGAGAUGGCGAAAUGCAGUAAAACUAAAAAGAAAAUUGCAUAAAAUUCAGUCAGAGGAGAAAACAACGAAAGCCCCGAAGAGUUCUUUGGAAAUAAGAAGAGAAUUUCUGGAUUACUUUUUGGAUCUUGACCACAAGAUCAUCUCCUCGAGUCGUGUGACUCCGGUGUUCGAUCCAUCAGUGGCAUUCACGAAUGCAGGUAUGAAUCAAUUCAAGGGGAUAUUCCUGGGGGACAUGGAGCCUCCACAUCCACGAGUUGUCAAUCACCAGAAGUGCGUGAGAGUUGGGGGAAAGCACAAUGACCUGAAGGCAGUGGGAAUGGACAACUACCAUCACACCUUCUUCGAGAUGCUGGGGAAUUGGUCGUUUGGGGAUUAUGGAAGAAGAGAGGCAUGUGCUUAUGCCUGGGGAUUGCUGACAGGACCAUUUGGAAUUUCAAAGGAACGACUGUACGUUACGUAUUUCUCCGGAGAUCCAUCCCUGGAGCUUCCCCCAGACCUGGAGACCAAGGAGACGUGGUUGUCCCUGGGGCUGAGUCCCUCCCAAAUUGUGCCAUCAGGCCUCCAGGAUAAUUUCUGGGAGAUGUCGGUGACGGGACCCUGUGGUCCCUGCACUGAGAUCCACAUCAACACCUGUCAAAAUCCCUCAUCAAGUCGUUCUUCAGAUCUUAAAGAACUCUGGAACCUCGUCUUCAUCGAGCACCAGCGCCUCCAGGAUACUACAGUUCAGCCCCUUGGGUGUCAUCACGUGGACACUGGUAUGGGUUUUGAGAGGCUAGUUGCAGUACUCCAGGGGAAGACCUCCAACUACGACACCGAUCUCUUCGUACCGAUCUUCGAUGCCAUCAGGAGGUCGUCGUCGGCUCCUCCCUAUCAAGGAAAAUUCGGUGACAGUGAUCUGUCAGGACUGGACACGGGGUACAGAAUCCUCGCUGAUCACGCCAGGAUGAUCACCACGUGCAUAUCUGAUGGAAUGAUCCCAGAGGAGAACCACAAAUUGAGAAGAGUCAUCAGGAAGUCGAUAAACGUUGGAAGGGAUGUCUUCAGGAGAGAGAAAAUUCUCUCCGACGUGUGCUGUCAGGUCGCUGAGACCCUCGGAGAAAUUUACCCAGACAUCUCCAGGAAUUUAAAACGAGUUCAGACAAUUGUUGAGUAUGAGGAGGACCUUCUGCAGGAUCUGAAGAGCUGCUCGGGGAAGAUCUGGGGAGAAAUCGUAAAACAGAGGCCACAACUGGGGGCCAUCAGUGAUCCUUACGCCUCAGGCCUCGUUCUGGGGUACAAAGAACUCCAGAAGCGACUCCUGGAGGUCCCAGGGAUGAAAAAUAUACCUGGAGAUCUGGGGUUCAAGCUUUAUGACACGUAUGGACUGGAUCCCGAGGUCAUUGAGGAACUCGCUGAGGUCGAGGGGCUGGGAUUCAAUAGGAAAGAGUUCGAGGAGGUCAUGGAGAAGGUCAGGAAGAAUUCCAGGGCUGGAGCGAGGACUCAGGAAUCCCUCGGGGAAACCGAUGAUCAGGGGAAGUACCAGUACUCGAGGGAGGACGAGGGGUAUGUGUUCCAGGAGGUGCAGGCCAAGGUGGUGGGGAUUUUGAUCGAUGGUGAAUUAAUACCAGAGAAGACUCUCCAUCUAGAGUCUUCAUUAAAGAAUAAACAAAUUGGGAUAAUUCUGGAUAAGACGUCGUUUUACACCCCAGAAGGUGGUCAACUCUCCGACAAGGGACGCCUCAGGAUAAAAAAUCUCGUCUUCAACGUGUCAGAGGCCCAGAAAUUGCAGAAUCACGUGAUUCAUUUGGGAAAGUUCGAUCCAUCGAAUUACACUGAUAAAAUUAAUAAAUUAUCAAUUAAUGACGACGUGAAGAUAUCUCUCGAUGAAGUCCACAGGGUCUCGAUGAUGAGGCACCAUACAGCCACUCAUCUCCUCAAUUCUGCCCUCAGAAAAAUAUUUCCAGCUAUUUCUCAAAGGGGAAGUGUUGUUACUCGUGAAAAUCUAGUGUUUCAGUUCAGUUCUUAUGGGAAAAUAAUUUCUCCGGACGAUGUGAAGUCGAUCGAGAGGUUGAUUAAUAAAUGUAUCGGUGAUGGAGUCCCUGUGAAGACUAGAAUUGUUGAUUCUAUUGGAUUUAACGGAGAGGAGGAGUUAAUUCUAGUUCCUGGAGCGAUUUAUCCAGAGAAAAAUCUGAGAAUUGUGGAGAUCGAUGGGGAGCAGUUGAAGUCAAAAGAGGCGUGUUGUGGAACGCACGUUCACAACACGAGUGAUUUAAAAUACUUUCGAAUAAUUGAAAUAGCAUCGAAAGGUUCGUCCUCUCGAGCAAUAACUGCAGUGGCAGGUCCUGAGGCUCGAGAUGCAUCCUCGAAAAUUCUAUCAGAUGUCCCUCCAGGAGACUCCAACGACCCCAACAAAAGACGAGAGAUGGUCCUGGACUUUAUGAAGAGUGAAAUUAAAUUUGCAGUUGAGAGCACAACUGAGAAUUUCGUUGUGCACUGUCUUCCAUCGGAUUCAAUCGAAGUUGAGAGCUUUCCCCUGCAGAAAGCGGGGGAAUUAUAUCCAGAAAAACCGAUUUUCAUCAUCGCAAAGGGAAAGAGGAAAGUCAGAGCUCGAUGUUUCGUUCCAGAGAAUUUCGUCACUCAGACUUUCAACGCUGACUUGUGGAUGAGAUCAGUAAAUAAAAUUUUCAACUCAACUCUAGGUUCUUUCGACGACGAAAAUCCGGUGUUGACUCGUCACACGAGAGUCUUGAAACUCCCGAAGGCAGAAAUUCAUUCUAGAGUUAAAAAAUCAAUCGAAGAGGCAAAGGAAUUCGCACUGAAGAACUGCAGAAAACCGUAAGUGUGGAAUCUCCUGACAAAUACAAAUAAAGUCAUUAUUUUUAAUUCAAUUUGUAAAUAAUCUAUAUUUAUAAAAUUAUCUUCCACCGACAGAACACGGGUUU
Fopius arisanus is the source of this 2984-nucleotide messenger RNA. It is a transcript of the gene AlaRS-m, whose product is annotated as alanine--tRNA ligase, mitochondrial. Gene Ontology annotation, molecular function: ATP binding; alanine-tRNA ligase activity; aminoacyl-tRNA deacylase activity. NCBI's taxonomy places the organism in Eukaryota, Metazoa, Arthropoda, Insecta, Hymenoptera, Braconidae. Gene Ontology annotation, biological process: alanyl-tRNA aminoacylation. The record is from RefSeq and is a predicted model, not a curated record. The coding region runs from base 20 to 2881 and encodes 953 amino acids. The transcript has 4 exons. Gene Ontology annotation, cellular component: mitochondrion; cytoplasm.